AUGGCUUCUGGCAGCGGGACUAAAAACCUGGACUUCUGCCAAAAGUGGGACAAAGAUGAAUAUGAGAAACUCACAGAGAAACGACUUAAUGAAGAAAGAGAGAAAAAAGAUGGAAAACCAGUGCAGCCUGUCAAGCAGGGGCUCUUGCGACAUUGGGACUACAAAGUUGACUUGGAGUCCAAGCUGGGAAAGACCAUUGUUAUCACCAAGACCACCCCAUAGUCUGAAAUGGGAGGGUAUUACUGCAAUGUCUGUGACAGUGUAGUGAAAGACUCCAUCAACUUCUUGGAUCACAUCAAUGGCAAGAAACAUCAAUGGAAUCUGGGCAUAUCUAUGCGUGUGAAGCGUUCCACCUUGGAUCAGGUGAAGAAACGCUUUGAAGUGAACAAAAAGAAGAUGGAAGAAAAGCAAAAGGACUAUAACUUUGAGGAGAGGAUGAAGGAACUCAGAGAGGAGGAAGAGAAAGCCAAAGCCUACAAGAAGGAGAAGCAGAAGGAGAAGAAACAAAGGGCAGAGGAGGACUUGACAUUUGAAGAAGAUGAUGAGAUGGCAGCUGUUAUGGGCUUCUCUGGCUUUGGUUCCACCAAAAAGAGCUACUGAUGCCUUCUGAACUUGUCUUAUUCCCAAG
Messenger RNA from Gracilinanus agilis (Agile Gracile Mouse Opossum), 628 nucleotides. It is a transcript of the gene ZMAT2, whose product is annotated as zinc finger matrin-type 2. NCBI's taxonomy places the organism in Eukaryota, Metazoa, Chordata, Mammalia, Didelphimorphia, Didelphidae. Gene Ontology annotation, biological process: mRNA splicing, via spliceosome. The transcript has a single exon. Gene Ontology annotation, cellular component: spliceosomal complex; U4/U6 x U5 tri-snRNP complex. The record is from RefSeq and is a predicted model, not a curated record. Gene Ontology annotation, molecular function: zinc ion binding; nucleic acid binding.